Aspergillus costaricaensis CBS 115574 is the source of this 1381-nucleotide messenger RNA. RefSeq lists its product as uncharacterized. The transcript has 6 exons. The record is from RefSeq and is a predicted model, not a curated record. Gene Ontology annotation, molecular function: hydrolase activity. Bases 1 to 1191 code for a protein of 396 amino acids. NCBI's taxonomy places the organism in Eukaryota, Fungi, Ascomycota, Eurotiomycetes, Eurotiales, Aspergillaceae.
AUGUUUCAGAAAGUAUGGUCUUCGUCCAAUCAAUCCUCUGUAUCGUUCCAGAUUCUCUCUGACCUCCACCUGGAGGUUAACCACCAAUAUCUAUCUUAUGAAAUUCCCGCUUGCGCAGAGCAUCUUAUCCUCGCGGGCGAUAUCGGACGCUUAGCGGACUAUGAAGAUUACCGCAACUUCCUCCAAAAACUGACUGGUCGAUUCAAAUUAGUGUUUCUCGUACUCGGCAAUCAUGAGUUAUACAACGAGGUGUUUGCUACGGGGAUAAAGCAAGCAAGGAAACUUGAACAGGAGCCUGCACUCAAUGGACGGCUGAUCAUCCUCCAUCAGAAACGAUAUGACGUUCCUGAGUGGUCGGUUGAUGACCAUAAUGCAUGCCAUGAUUCUGAUUAUGCCUGGCUGAUGAAGGAGAUACAUUCAAUACAACAGGAGAAUGAAACAGCGGGGAAGCGCAGUAGGCAACGGUCUAUCCUUGUUGUGACGCACCAUGCGCCUUCACUUCAGGGGACCUCUAGUCCUAAACAUGCUCAGAGUCCUUGGGGUGUUGCCUUUGGGACUGAUAUUCUUUCGAAGAUUCCAGGUGGAGUGAAAGCCUGGGUGUUUGGACAUACCCAUUACACUACUGAUUUCAUGGAGAAGGGGGUAAGAGUCGUGAGCAAUCAACGGGGGUAUGUGCUGCCUUGGAGUGAUCCGAAAGCACACAGCGGGUUUGAUGUGAGGAAGUGGUGUGUCGGGGCUUACCCCAGGUUGUGGGGGUGCGGCUGGGAGCAACAGCCGCCUGUGAGUAAAGUCCAUCAUGCAGAUAGUCCCAUCGUCAUCAUCUCAUCAUUAACGCCACCUUUGGACCAUAUAUCAUGCCGGGCCCGUGCCCCAGUUCGCUUCUGCCAUGUACUCGAUUGCCGUGGAGAUGGCCAGCAAAAGCAUACAACCACCACCAUGUCCUCAACAGGUUCGAAUCCCGUCUCGCGCCUUGCGGAAGCUGCCAAGGAGAAGGUUGCGCCCAGUACCUCCUCCAAAGCCAAGGAUCCCAGUGCAAACUGGACCCCGGAGGAGAUGUUCGAAACAACGUUGGAUAGGAACGGCAACCCAGUGCCCAAUGAUUCCUAUAUUGACGUGGAUAAAAUGAGAAAGGGACGACAAGGCCCGGACGAAGGAGAUGUCUUUGAGGCCGCAAAUGAGGACUUCGACUAAGUCAAGCCCGGUGGGAAUUAUGACGCUGGAGGCGUCAAUAGAGGGAGCAACGCGGCUAUAUGAGCUGAGACCAUGCGGAAUGUUCGAUGCUGUCAGUCACUCUUUGCAGGACAAGAGCGGUGGAUGCUGAGACAUGAGUGCAUGCAAUGUGUAAAUGUGGAUAGUGCUAGUAAUUUCCCGGUGGUGCACU